AUGCCAAACGAACGAUUAACGAAUAUUAUUUUAAUAAUCUACAUCUUUUCGCAAAAUUUUAUCGGUGGAAAUGCACAAAACAUGACACAUGCAAAUACUACGCGUCUAUGUCGUAAUAAUUGUAAAAUGCCAUCUUUGUCAUUUCAACAGUCCGUCUCAAUUCCAUCAAACUGCGGCAGUGUUUCAUCAUUCUAUGGUUGUAGAGUGACCAUCGAUGUUAAUUAUACACGUCGUACUUAUUCCAUCUCAUUUUCUGCUUAUGAAGAAGACACUUUCGAAAUGACUUCGGUCGAUUAUGAUUAUUCAGUAGAUGAAGCAUUGUACUUGAUGUUCUACCGACGAAUAUUUACCAACACAUUGAUUUUUACCUGUCUCACAGAUGACUACUGCGCGGAUAAAUAUGUGUCUGUUGUUGUGCAGCAAUUAAUUGAUAGUGAAUCGAUUCUUCAAGAGCUAUUACCGCUCUAUUUGGUAAAUUCAACGGAUAAUCGAACAAUUACUUGUAAGAACGGUACAGUCGAUGAAAUAGAAUGUUAUGGCGGUUUUUGUGAAAGUAUAACUGACGGCACAACAAUAUGGGCCCAUCAUAGUUGCAAUUAUCCUAGUGAAUUGAGUGUGUUGUCUACAGUGGAGUUAACAAGUAUAAUGGCAUUUUUUAACAGAUAUCAACCAGAAAAUCUCGACAGUAACCAUAUUAACAACGAUAGAGUAACUUUACUAUGCAACGUGGAUUUGUGUAAUAGUGUUGAAACAAGAAACCGUGGCAACCUUAUUCUUGACCGAUACAAUUUAGCAGCGUUUGGUUUUAUUAAAAAUGAUACUACUAUAGCAACAACAACAAUUGAAAUGAUUCCAUCAACGACUACAUCACCGAGUACAUAUAGCACUGCAUCUCCAGAAAUAUCUAACGCUACCACACGAUCUACUACUGUUCUUCCAGCAACACAGUCUCCGACUAGUCAGAAUACUUUAACAUCGAGUUGUACGACGCCAGAAACAUCAGAUAACGCUCUGCAACCAUGGCACAUCGCACUGAUCGUUAUUGGCAGCAUAGUUCUCGUGGCAAUCAAACAUUGUCGAUCAUUGGGCGAAGGUACAUCGAGAGUAGUUUUGGUUCUAACUGAUAGAUAUAGUAAUUGUGGUACACGUGUUGCUCCACAAUCGGAUCUGUUGUUAAGUGUCUCUAGAGCUAGUGUAUUUACUAUUGGUGUUGGAGGUAGCGUCAACAAUGCUGAACUUUUACAAAUUGCAAAUGAGAAGAAGUACGUUAUGCACGUGCAAAGUCACCAUGAUCUUAUAUCUACUGUGAACAAUAUUACUGUAUACACGUGUGGUAUACCAGCGUUUGUUGUUACAAAUGUCGGCGUUCACACUUCAGUUCCUAAUAACAUCUUCCGAUAUUAUCAAGUUGAUACAACUGAAUUGCUGGCAAGAAACAGAAUUCGUCAAGUAGAUUUAUGCUGCCUAUCACUCGUUUAUUGUUUCUCACCAUCAUUCUAUCGCUAUUCACGUCGACGUAUCACUGCAAGUCAAUUGAAAGCGAUUAUGCCGCGAUGCAAGCAUCCAGGAUAUCUAAGUCAUAUCAAUACCGCGAUGAACGAGGGCUCGAUCAACACUUGCAAUCGAAAAGCAGCAUUUCUUGCACAAAUAGCUCAUGAGAGUAGUGAAUUACUCUACAUGGAAGAACUAGCGUCUGGUGCAGCGUAUGAAGGACGAAAAGAUCUGGGUAACACAGAAAAAGGUGAUGGAAAACGAUACAAAGGUCGUGGUCCGAUCCAGUUAACCGGUCGCGCUAAUUAUCGAGCAGCUGGUAAAGCUUUAAAUUUAGAUUUGAUUAAUCAUCCUGAGAAAGUUAAAACGCCAGAAGUGGGUUUUCGAACAACUGUUUGGUUUUGGACAAAACAUAAACUGAAUGAACUUGCUGAUAAGAAAACGCUUCAAUCUUUUCGAUUGAUUACCCGCCGAAUCAACGGAGGAAGAAUGGGAGAGGCUGAUCGAGAAAAGUACUGGACAAGAGCCAAGAAAGCGCUCGGAUGUUGA
This is a messenger RNA of Adineta ricciae, 2040 nucleotides long. The record is from the annotation of a GenBank genome assembly. NCBI's taxonomy places the organism in Eukaryota, Metazoa, Rotifera, Eurotatoria, Adinetida, Adinetidae.